Molecule: messenger RNA, 4088 nt
Organism: Oncorhynchus kisutch (coho salmon)
Lineage: Eukaryota; Metazoa; Chordata; Actinopteri; Salmoniformes; Salmonidae
Product: polymerase delta-interacting protein 2-like
Exons: 11
Coding region: 109-1221 (370 amino acids)
Biological process (GO): error-free translesion synthesis
Cellular component (GO): nucleus; mitochondrial nucleoid
Molecular function (GO): DNA binding
Source: RefSeq, a predicted model, not a curated record
AAAUUGAGAGAUCGCCAAUAUACCAUCGAAGAAGAAGAAUGCUACAAACCAAAAACACUGUAGGCGCGUGUGGUGUCCAGGCCAAUGCAAAUGCUAAUCUAAACAAAGAUGGCGGCCUGUGUCAUUCGUCGGACCUUGUUGUCCACGGUUAAUAAAUAUAAUAGAAAACACGCCAUCAGUGUACUAAAUGUCGAUUUAAACAGUAGACAAACUCCGAAUAUGACGCGUUUAUCAUGUAGCUUGUUCAACGUCCAACAGAAACGGCUGAUGUCGUCAAGGCCAGAGGGGAAGGUGCUGGAGACAGUAGGAGUGUUUGAGGCUCCCAAACAGCAGGGGAAAUAUGAAACAGGACAGUUAUUCUUGCACAGUGUGUUUGGCUACAGAGGGAUCGUUCUCUUCCCCUGGCACGCCCGACUCUACGACCGCGACGUCAUUCCUGCGACGGAGAGCAAGCCUACGGAACCCCCUGGGGCACACCGGUCCAAAGAGGUGAAAGGGAAAACUCACACAUACUAUCAGGUUCUGAUAGACACCAGGGACUGUCCCCACAUUUCUCAGAGAUCACAGACUGAGGCGGUGACGUUUCUGGCCAAUCACGAUGACAGCAGGGCGCUUUAUGCCAUUCCAGGGCUGGACUAUGUGAGUCAUGAAGACAUCCUGCCCUACAACUCCACAGACCAGGUCCCCAUUCAGCAUGAGCUGUUUGAGCGUUUCCUCCAGUUCAAUGCCUCCAAAGUUCCCCCAUUCAUACCACGGGACACGCUGCAGGCGUGGCAGGAGAAGAACCACCCGUGGCUGGAGCUGUCGGACGUGCACCGCGAGACCACUGAGAACAUCCGCGUUACUGUUAUUCCCUUCUACAUGGGCAUGAGGGAAGCCCAGAAUUCCCACGUAUAUUGGUGGCGGUACUGUAUCCGUCUGGAGAACAUGGGGGAGGAGGUGGUGCAACUGAGGGAGAGACACUGGAGGAUCUUCAGCCUCUCAGGCACCCUGGAGACGGUCCGUGGCAGAGGAGUGGUGGGACGGGAGCCAGUGUUGUCCGAAGAGCAGCCUGCCUUCCAGUACAGCAGUCACGUCUCACUGCAGGCACCCAGCGGGCACAUGUGGGGGACUUUUACUUGCCAACGGGCUCAUGGCGGCGCCAUGUUCGAGGUGGCCAUCCCCUCCUUCUCACUGGAGAGCCACGGCCGUAGGGACAGCCCCUACUCCUUCCUCUUCUGAGGGAGGGGGGGGGAAAGAAAGAGAGACUGUCUGCUGGGAGAGACUGACUGCUACAUAGGCUGCCAAUACUGGCUCUUCUUCUUUAUGGUGGAAAUGGUCCCCCCCCCCCCCCCCCCCCCCCCCACAUUUGUAUUUGAUCUCUUCUCCUCAGGGACUUUAUUUACGCUUUCACCUUUAAGGCAAUCCUUUAUGCAUGCAGCCAGAGGUCCGAUAUUAGACAAGUUACACACCUCACACUGAGGUUGUGUAAAGCGGUUAAAGACAUGCGGUGGCACAUUGGCGACUAAGUAUUUUAAUUGUUUUGUACCUCACACUUUGGGCUGGAUGUCUCAAUGUAUAAGUCAUCCCUGUAUAAUCAAUGCACAGAAUUACUGUCUUACCUCAAUUAGCCACGAAAUCCUGAGUUUGAAAGAGCUGAUCUUCCAGAAAAACAUUUUCCCCCACGUGGGCCAGCCCCCUAACAAUUUGAGUUCUAGCCAAUGAGCUUCAGCCCCUCGCCAGAGUGUUGCUAUUUGAGUGACGGCUAGCAAGAUGUACAUACAGCCGAGUGUGAGGGAGAAAAGACGAGGUGCACAUGGUGCCUUCAGAAAGUAUUCACACCCCUUGACUUUAACUAGGCAAGUCAGUUUAAAACUUAAAAUGACGGCCAAACCCGGAUGAUGCUGGGCCAAUUUGUGCACCGCCCUAUGGGACACCCAAUCACGGCCGGCUGUGAUACAGCCUGGAUUUGAACCAGGGACUAGUGACGUCUCUUGCCCUGAGAUGCAGUGCCUUAAACAACUGUGCCACUCAGUACAGAGAUGGGGUAGUCAUUUACACUGAAAUUUGUUCAAAGAUUUUCCUGAGUGACAGUUCAUUUAAAGGAAAUCAGUCAAUGGAAAUGAAUGUAUUAGGCCCUAAUCUAUGGAUUUCACAUGACUGGGAAUACAGAUUGGUUGUGCAAACCCACAGUUCCAUCAGCUGUCUGGGUGGCAGGUCUCAGAUGAAUCCUACUGGUGAAGAAGCCGGAUGUGGAGGUCCUGGGCAGGCGUGGUUAUUCAUGGUCUGCGGUUGUGAGGCCAGUUGGACGUAAUGCCAAAUUCUCUAAAAUGACGGAGGCGGCUUAUGGUAGAGAAAUUCUGGAAACUGGUCUGGUGGCUAUUCCUGCUGUCAGCAUGCAAAUUGCAGAUGUGGCAUUGUGUUGGGUGACAACUGCACAUUUUAGUGUGUUAUUGGCCCCAGCACAAGGUGCACCUGUGUAAUGAUCAUGCUGCUUAAUCAGCUUCUUGAUGUGCAACACCAGUCAGGUGGAUGGAUUAUCUUGGCAACGGAGAAAUGCUCACUAACCGGAAUGUAAACGACAUUUGAGAGAGAAAUUAUCUGGGAUCUUUUAUUUCAGCUCAUGAAACAUGGGAUCAGCAAUUUUACAUGUUGCAUUUAUAUUUUUGUUUAGUAUAAAAAUUGUGUUAAGCACAGAGUGAGUCUUGUAACUUAUCAUGUGACUUGUUAAGCACAUUUUUACUCCUGAAUUUAUGCAGGCAUAACAUAACAAGGGUUGAAUACUUAUUGACUCAAGACAUUUCAGCUUUUCAUAAAAAAAUAUGUAAUUCCACUUUGACAUUGUGUGUAGGUCAGUGACACAAUCUCAAUUUAAUCAAAUUCAGUCAAAACAUUGUAAAACAAUGUGGAGAAAGUCCAGGGCUGUGACUACUUUCUGAAGACGCUGUCGUUGCUUACCUUAUUAUACGCUACUACUCAGACUUUUUUAAAUGAUGUUUAGAAUUUAUGGUUUUCAUUUAAAAGAUUCAUACCACACUUUUUUUGUUUUAACACUCGAAUCACUUCUACAUUAGCUCUGUUUACAUAUAUCUAGCAUAUAUGAACUUUUUUUUUUAGCUUUUCAACUAUUUUAUUUCACUAACUACAAUUUUGGACAAGGUGAGCACACUUUCAAUUUAUUUUCUGUUCCUUCAGUGGGCCUCCUUUACCUCUGUAACCUGACUCUCUCACUGUGACUACUUGACUCCUGCAGUAUACUCUCCAACAUCUAUUUUAACAGUAAAAAUAUAUUUCUUGCUCAGUGAUAUUAAAGCUGGAGUUCUUAAUAGUGAAACUGUCACAUCUGCCUGAUAUUACAACAAAGUUACUGCAAACAGCCUCACCUCUCCGGACAUCAUUGCACGUGCAAUAGAACACUACUGUAUGUAGACUUUAUUUAUUUAUUUAUUUUUAACAAUGGCCGUGGGGCGGACAGUGGUGCUGUUUCACCAUACUGCGAAUUCUAUCUUUAAGAUGGUUAAGAACCAAUGGAAAGAAAUGCGUUUGAGAACUAUAGCUGUUUUAAAAUUGUAUGUGAUGUUUGCAGCAUGGGAGUACAUGUGGCUGCAUCCUGUUACAUGGGAAAUUGCCUCUACACUUUGAAUGUCAUCAGGGAUAAUUAAUUGACCGUGCUGACAGUCUGUAUUAGGUAAUAGUUAUCUCGGAAACUAUUCGGAAUCAUCCAUGAGUGCUGGCCUCCGGGCAACUUUUCGUACAUCUGCCCACAAGAAAUUAAGAAAUAGUCUGAAUAUUUUAAAGGGUCACAGUGAGAAAACAUUACAUGAUGUUAUCAAGUACCCAGAGCACUUAUAAACUUAACUAGUGUUUUAAAUAGACAUUUGUUCUUAUGACUUGGGUGAUGUGGGCAGUUUGACUACCCUUCUAGGUUACAGCUUGUAGGGUAUGCGACUGGUUCAAAGCCUCCAGUACGCUCACACCAUUUUUAUCUGGUAACUGUUGUACACUGCAGUGUAACAAGACAAAUAUUAGAUGCCUUUUAAAAACUGGUGUUAUGUAUUUAUUUUCAUAUUUAAUUUGCAAAAAAAUUCAUUAAAAAUCCUACAAUGUGA